This is a messenger RNA of Tupaia belangeri chinensis (Chinese tree shrew), 1902 nucleotides long. RefSeq names its product serine hydroxymethyltransferase 1 (gene SHMT1). Gene Ontology annotation, biological process: tetrahydrofolate interconversion. The coding region runs from base 182 to 1636 and encodes 484 amino acids. Gene Ontology annotation, cellular component: cytoplasm; nucleus; mitochondrion. NCBI's taxonomy places the organism in Eukaryota, Metazoa, Chordata, Mammalia, Scandentia, Tupaiidae. Gene Ontology annotation, molecular function: glycine hydroxymethyltransferase activity; pyridoxal phosphate binding. The transcript has 12 exons. The record is from RefSeq and is a predicted model, not a curated record.
CAGCCGGUGCAAAGCGAGUCUCAGCGCGCCAAGUUCAGGGUUUGGGCCGGUGCGGCGGUCACGUGGCGGGCACUAGACCGCGGAUCUGGGACUCUGGUGGGACCGACAGCGGCUGGAGACCGAGGCGUCGCUGGGCAGGUGCGCGGGGCUACGUUCUGGCAGGCAACUUUGAACCAGCGCCAUGGCGACUGCAGCCAACGGGACCCACCGGGAUGCUGGAGUGUGGUCCUCACAUGAUAAGAUGCUGGCGCAGCCCCUCAAGGACAACGACACCGAGGUUUACAACAUCAUUAAGAAGGAGAGUAACCGCCAGAGAGUUGGCCUGGAGCUCAUCGCCUCGGAGAACUUUGCCAGCCGAGCCGUGCUGGAGGCCCUCGGCUCUUGCUUAAACAACAAAUACUCGGAGGGCUACCCCGGCCAGAGGUAUUACGGCGGGACGGAGUUUAUCGAUGAGUUGGAGACCCUCUGUCAGAAGCGGGCCCUGCAGGCCUAUAACCUGGACCCUCAGUGCUGGGGGGUCAACGUCCAGCCCUACUCAGGCUCCCCUGCAAACUUCGCGGUGUACGCGGCCCUGGUGGAGCCCCACGGGCGCAUCAUGGGCCUGGACCUGCCUGAUGGGGGCCACCUGACCCACGGGUUCAUGACCGGCAAGAAGAAGAUCUCGGCCACGUCCAUCUUCUUUGAGUCUAUGCCCUAUAAGGUGAACCCCAACACCGGCUACAUCGACUACGACCGGCUGGAGGAGCCCCCCCGCCUCUUCCACCCGAAGCUGAUCAUCGCAGGAACCAGCUGCUACUCCCGAAACCUGGACUACGCUCGCUUGCGGAAGAUCGCCGACGACAACGGGGCGUAUCUCAUGGCGGACAUGGCACACAUCAGCGGGUUGGUGGCGGCCGGCGUGGUACCCUCCCCUUUUGACCACUGCCACGUGGUGACCACCACGACCCACAAGACCCUGAGAGGCUGCCGGGCGGGCAUGAUCUUCUACAGGAGAGGGGUGCAGAGCGUGGACCCCAAGACCGGCAAGGAGGUUCUGUACAACCUGGAGUCACUCAUCAACGCCGCCGUGUUCCCCGGCCUGCAGGGAGGGCCCCACAACCACGCCAUUGCAGGGAUUGCUGUGGCCCUGAAGCAGGCCAUGACUCCAGAGUUUAAGAUGUACCAGCACCAGGUGGUGGCCAACUGCAGGGCCCUGUCCGCGGCCCUGGUGGAGCUGGGCUACACGAUAGUCACAGGUGGUUCUGACAACCAUUUGAUCCUCGUGGAUCUCCGUUCCAAAGGCACAGAUGGUGGAAGGGCUGAGAAGGUGCUGGAAGCCUGUUCUAUUGCCUGCAACAAGAACACCUGCCCAGGUGACCAAAGCGCACUGCGGCCCAGCGGACUGCGACUUGGGACCCCAGCACUGACAUCCCGAGGACUUUUGGAAGAAGACUUCCACAAAGUAGCUCAGUUUAUUCACAGAGGGAUAGAGCUCACACUGCAGAUUCAGGAUGACGCUGGCGCCCGGGCCACCAUGAAGGAGUUCAAGGAGAAACUGACAGGGGACGAGAAGCAUCGAAGGGCCGUGCAGGCCCUGAAGGAAGAAGUGGAGCGCUUCGCCUCUGUCUUCCCGCUGCCUGGCCUGCCUGACGUCUAAGGAGCCAGCCUGCUCCCUGCCCUGGCGCUGCUGCCCCGCAGGGGGUAGAGGAGGCGCUGAGGACGCCACCUGCCCACCCAGACCAGGUGCCUUCUCUGGGGACACAGAGAGCUGCCUCACAGGAACCCAGUUAGCAUCUUUGUGCCCUCUGAUCUGAGUUUUCUUUUGAACUAUUUGCAUGUUUUCUUACAAAUAAAAACUGAAGUCCUGGGGCCAGCCAGUGGCAUAGUGGUGAAGGCAGCUGGACUCCCACAUAGCUAACUGCA